Mustela erminea (ermine) is the source of this 948-nucleotide messenger RNA. It is a transcript of the gene RSPH9, whose product is annotated as radial spoke head component 9. Gene Ontology annotation, cellular component: axoneme. The transcript is spliced from 5 exons. Gene Ontology annotation, biological process: cilium movement involved in cell motility; axoneme assembly; motile cilium assembly. Bases 50 to 880 code for a protein of 276 amino acids. Lineage: Eukaryota; Metazoa; Chordata; Mammalia; Carnivora; Mustelidae. The record is from RefSeq and is a predicted model, not a curated record.
ACAGUUUCUCCUAGCAACCUGGCGGGCGUUGAUCAGAGCCGCGGGCGCGAUGGACGCGGAAAGCCUCCUGCUAUCGCUGGAGCUGGCGUCCGGCAGCGGGCAGGGGCUCAGCCCCGACCGUAGGGCCUCGCUGCUCACCUCCCUUACGCUGGUGAAGCGCGACUACCGCUACGAUCGGGUCCUCUUCUGGGGCCGCAUCCUCGGCCUCGUCGCCGAUUACUACAUCGCGCAGGGCCUGAGUGAGGACCAGCUCGCACCACGCAAGACUCUUUACAGUCUGAACUGCAUGGAGUGGAGCCUCCUGCCCCCUGCCACGGAGGAGAUGGUGGUGCAGACGUCUGUGGUGAAGGGCCGCUUCAUGGGGGACCCCUCACAUGAGUAUGAACACACCGAGCUGCAGAAGAUGAGUGAGGGCGAGAAGGUCUUUGAGGAAGAAGUAGUGGUCCAGAUCAAGGAAGAGACCCGCUUGGUGUCUGUCAUCGACCAGAUUGACAAGGCUGUAGCGGUCAUCCCCCGAGGAGCCCUUUUCAAGACCCCUUUUGGACCUAUCCAUGUCAAUCGGACCUUUGAAGGACUGUCCUUGUCUGAAGCCAAGAAGCUUAGUUCCUACUUCCACUUCAAGGAGCCUGUUGAGUUGAAGAACAAGACCUUGCUUGAGAAGGCUGACCUGGACCCUUCCCUGGACUUCAUGGACCCCUUAGAGCAUGACAUUCCCAAAGGGUCCUGGAGCAUCCAGAUGGAGAGGGGCAAUGCCUUGGUGGUGCUGCGCAGCCUGCUCUGGCCGGGCCUCACCUUCUUCCAUGCUCCCCGCACCAAGAACUAUGGCUACAUCUACGUGGGCACCGGCGAGAAGAACAUAGACCUCCCCUUCAUGCUGUAGGAAGGGGGCCAGAUGGGCCCAUGUAGGAAGCAUCUACAAUUUACUUUCAUAAAUGGCUGUGAACUUGG